Messenger RNA from Equus quagga, 6912 nucleotides. RefSeq names its product signal induced proliferation associated 1 like 2 (gene SIPA1L2). NCBI's taxonomy places the organism in Eukaryota, Metazoa, Chordata, Mammalia, Perissodactyla, Equidae. The record is from RefSeq and is a predicted model, not a curated record. Gene Ontology annotation, molecular function: GTPase activator activity; protein binding. Bases 547 to 5778 code for a protein of 1743 amino acids. Gene Ontology annotation, biological process: activation of GTPase activity; regulation of small GTPase mediated signal transduction. The transcript is spliced from 23 exons. Gene Ontology annotation, cellular component: cytoplasm.
CGGAGGAGGAGGAGCAGCGCCGCGCCCCCGCCCCGGCCGCCCGGCCGCCCGCCUGAGCGCAGGCCGACAGCUCCAGCCGCAGCCGGCGGGUCCGGGCCGCCUCCGCCGGAGCCCGGCGCGGGCAGAGUCCGGGCCGAUGGGCAGCGCCGGGCAGCGGCGGGCGGCGAGGCGGCGGCCCCGGGACGCGCCAGCACGCGCUCGCGAGCUGUAGCCGGUCCCGGCGGACUGCGUUUCAGAGGAUCUUGCUCCUGGUUGUGCGACCUGAAGCCUGCUGUUCUCCCUGCAGGUGAAGGAAACGCUCACGGCCAGAUGACUUAAGGAAUGCUCUUGAAAAGGACGGAGGUAUACAAAAUUAUUACAACAACUGAGAAGCAAGUUGGUUUCGGAGAAACCAUACUCUGAGGAUGUUGUUUGCUUUUGGUUAAAAACAGAAAAUACACUGUAGAAGAAGCCUUAUGUCUGCAUUUGAUAUUGCAUUGUCAAUAACAAUGUAAUUAGAUUUCCAUCAGUCUUCUGGUGGGAUCGGAGCUUUUUGCCUGGGUAGACAUGAGUGACCCAAGGCAGUCACAAGAAGAGAAGCACAAGCUUGGCAGAGCCUCUUCAAAGUUCAAAGAUCCUCCCAGAAUCAUGCAGUCCGAUGACUAUUUUGUUCGAAAAUUUAAAGCCAUUAAUGGCAACAUGGGACAUGCCACUUCUUUAAAUGCCUCAAAUUCCAGCGAGAGUGGUGGUCCGGCCAAUGGUACCCCAGCUGUGCCCAAGAUGGGUGUGAGAGCAAGAGUGUCUGAGUGGCCUCCCAAAAAGGACUGCUCCAAGGACCUAGCCUGCAAGGCACUGUGGGAAAGCAGGUCUCAGACCAGUUACGAAAGUGUCGUAUCCAUCAUGCACAAUGGGCAAAACGACCAGAGCGAUGGUCAGCAAGAGGAGCAGCUUGACCUAGACUUUGUGGAGGCAAAGUAUACAAUCGGAGACAUCUUUGUGCACUCUCCUCAAAGAGGACUUCACCCCAUAAGACAGAGAAGCAAUAGUGAUGUCACCAUCAGCGACAUCGACGCUGAAGACGUCUUAGACCAAAACGCAGUGAACCCCAAUACGGGGGCCGCCCUCCACCGGGAGUACGGAAGCACGUCUUCCAUAGACCGGCAAGGCUUAUCUGGCGAGAACUUUUUUGCUAUGCUCAGAGGCUACCGAGUAGAGAAUUAUGACCACAAAGCGAUGGCCCCUUUUGGGUUCCCUGAGUUUUGCCCCUGUGACCCUGCCGUCUCUCCCAGCCUUCAUGCAGCGGCACAGAUUUCUAGAGGAGAAUUUGUCCGCAUCUCAGGAUUAGACUACGUGGACAGUGCCCUCCUCAUGGGGAGAGACAGGGACAAGCCUUUCAAACGGAGGUUAAAGCCGGAGUCCGUGGAAACGUCCCUCUUCCGAAAGCUGCGAGCUGUUAAAAGUGAACAUGAAACUUUCAAGUUCACGUCUGAUCUGGAAGACAGUCGUCUUGAGAGGGGCGUCCGCCCUUGGAAUUGCCAGCGGUGUUUUGCACAUUAUGAUGUCCAGAGCAUUUUGUUUAAUAUCAACGAAGCCAUGGCUACGAGGGUUAAUGUGGGGAAAAGGAAAAACAUAACCACCGGAGCGUCUGCAGCCUCCCAGACUCAGAUGCCAGCCGGCCAGCCGGGCAACUGUGAAUCCCCUUUGGGCAGCAAGGAGGAUCUCAACUCAAAAGAGAACCUGGAUGCUGAUGAGGGGGACGGGAAAAGUAAUGACCUCGUCCUGAGUUGUCCUUACUUUAGAAAUGAGACAGGGGGUGAAGGUGACAGGAGGAUCGCACUCUCCAGGGCCAACUCAUCAUCCUUCAGCUCUGGAGAAAGUUGUUCCUUUGAAUCCUCUCUCAGCUCUCACUGCACAAAUGCAGGCGUCUCCGUCUUGGAAGUGCCCAGAGAGAACCAGCCGAUUCACAGGGAGAAAGUGAAGCGCUACAUCAUAGAGCACAUUGACCUUGGGGCCUACUAUUACCGCAAAUUCUUCUACGGAAAAGAGCACCAGAACUACUUUGGGAUAGAUGAAAACCUUGGCCCUGUGGCCGUCAGCAUCCGGAGAGAGAAGGUGGAAGAUGCCAAGGAGAAAGAAGGGUCUCAGUUCAACUACCGAGUGGCUUUCAGGACGAGUGAGCUUACCACCCUGAGAGGAGCAAUUUUGGAAGAUGCAAUACCCUCUACAGCCAGGCACGGUACCGCACGAGGACUACCUCUCAAAGAAGUUCUGGAAUAUGUCAUUCCAGAGCUGAGCAUUCCGUGCCUGAGACAAGCUUUGAACUCACCCAAGGUCUCAGAGCAACUGCUCAAGCUGGAUGAACAAGGGCUGAGCUUUCAGCACAAGAUUGGGAUCCUUUAUUGCAAAGCGGGCCAGAGCACGGAGGAGGAGAUGUAUAACAAUGAGACGGCGGGACCAGCUUUUGAGGAAUUCCUUGAUCUUCUGGGCCAGAGAGUACGGCUGAAAGGAUUCAGUAAAUAUCGAGCUCAGCUAGACAAUAAAACUGAUUCUACGGGAACUCACUCCCUCUACACCACAUACAAAGAUUACGAACUCAUGUUCCAUGUGUCCACCAUGCUUCCCCACAUGCCCAACAAUAGACAGCAGCUUCUGAGGAAAAGGCAUAUAGGAAAUGACAUCGUGACCAUUGUCUUCCAAGAGCCUGGAGCACUUCCUUUCACUCCAAAAAGCAUCCGGUCCCACUUUCAACACGUCUUUGUCAUAGUCCAAGUGCAUAAUCCAUGUACUGAAAAUGUGUGUUAUAGUGUUGGAGUUUCUAGAUCAAAAGAUGUGCCACCGUUUGGUCCACCAAUUCCCAAAGGCGUAACUUUUCCAAAGUCAGCAGUAUUUCGGGACUUCCUUUUAGCCAAAGUAAUCAAUGCAGAAAACGCAGCCCAUAAGUCAGAAAAGUUUCGAGCGAUGGCCACUCGAACAAGGCAAGAGUACUUGAAAGAUCUGGCGGAGAACUUUGUCACAACCGCCACCGUGGAUACCUCUGUGAAAUUCAGCUUCAUUACACUGGGUGCAAAGAAAAAGGAGAAAGUAAAGCCAAGGAAGGACGCCCAUCUGUUUAGCGUCGGCGCAAUCAUGUGGCAUGUGAUAGCUCGGGACUUUGGACAGUCUGCUGACAUUGAAUGUCUUCUUGGGAUCUCCAAUGAGUUCAUAAUGUUGAUUGAAAAGGAUUCCAAGAAUGUUGUAUUUAACUGUUCCUGCCGGGAUGUCAUUGGGUGGACCUCUGGAUUAAUGAGCAUCAAAGUGUUUUACGAAAGAGGAGAAUGUAUCCUUCUGUCCUCCGUGGAUAACUGUGCCGAAGACGUAAGGGAAAUUGUUCAGCGAUUAGGAAUAGUGACGAGAGGCUGCGAGACUGUGGAAAUGACCCUGAGGAGGAACGGGCUGGGCCAGCUUGGCUUCCACGUGAAUUUUGAAGGAAUCGUUGCAGAUGUGGAACCUUUCGGCUUUGCCUGGAAGGCCGGUCUUCGCCAAGGGAGCCGCCUUGUGGAGAUCUGCAAAGUGGCCGUGGCCACUCUGACCCACGAACAGAUGAUCGACCUGCUCCGGACUUCCGUGACCGUGAAGGUGGUCAUCAUCCAGCCACACGACGACGGCUCGCCCCGGAGAGGGUGUUCAGAGCUCUGCCGGAUCCCCAUGGUGGAAUAUAAACUCGACAGCGAAGGCACCCCCUGCGAGUACAAAACCCCCUUCCGGAGGAACACCACGUGGCACCGGGUGCCCACGCCUGCCCUGCAGCCGCUGUCCAGGGCCUCCCCCGUCCCCGGCACGCCCGACCGGCUGCAGUGCCAGCAGCUGCUCCAGCAGGCCCAGGCUGCCAUUCCCCGCAGCACCUCCUUCGACCGCAAGCUGCCCGAUGGCACGAGGCCAGGUCAAGAUGUUGACACUCCGCAGAUACCUCAGUGCCCUGUUAAUGACUCUAGUCAACAUUUCAGAAGUUCACCCAGCAACCAGUCAUCCUCCAGUGACCCCGGACCCGGAGGCAGCGGACCCUGGAGACCGCCAGUGGGAUACGAUGGGUGCCAGUCUCCCCUACUGCUCGAGCACCAGGGCUCAGGCCCUUUGGAAUGUGAAGGAGCCCGGGAGCGGGAGGACACCAUGGAAGGGAGCAGACACCCAGAAACCAAAUGGCAUGGCCCACCUUCCAAAGUCCUGAGUUCCUAUAAAGAGAGAGCCUUGCAGAAAGAUGGAAGCUGCAAAGAUUCCCCCAAUAAGCUUUCUCAUAUUGGAGAUAAAAGUUGCUCCAGUCACUCCAGCAGCAACACGCUCUCCAGCAACACUUCCAGCAACAGCGACGACAAACACUUUGGGUCCGGGGACCUGAUGGACCCAGAAUUGCUGGGGUUGACCUACAUCAAAGGGGCCUCCACUGACAGCGGCAUUGACACGACCCCGUGCAUGCCUACCACAGUCCUCGGCCCCGUUCACCUGGCGGGCAGUAGGUCCGUGCUCCACAGUCGGGCGGAACAGUGGGCUGACUCUGCCGACAUCUCAGGGCCUGAUGAUGAUCAGGCGAAGAUGUACGCUGUCCACAGCUAUGCGCCCGCCAUCUCUGCCGGCAGUGCUGCUGACGGCAGCAUGGGUGACCUCAGCGAAAUCUCUUCUCAUUCCAGUGGUUCACACCACUCAGGAAGCCCUUCGGCUCACUGUUCCAAAAAUUCCGGCUCUCUGGAUACGUCCAAAGUCUAUAUCGUGUCUCACAGCAGUGGUCAGCAGGUCCCAGGGUCCAUGUCCAAGCCCUACCACAGACAAGGGGCAGUGAACAAAUAUGUCAUCGGCUGGAAGAAAUCAGAAGGCAGCCCACCACCUGAGGAGUCCGAAGGAACUGAAUGUCAGGGGCUGUACGGUGAAAUGGAUCUCAUGGCCACGGCCACUCAGCAUCAGACUGUGGUGGGAGAUGCUGUUUCAGAAGCUCAACACGUUCUGUCAAAAGAAGACUUUCUGAAAUUGAUGCUCCCUGACAGCCCCUUGGUAGAGGAGGGGAGAAGAAAGUUUUCGUUCUAUGGGAACCUGUCUCCGCGACGGUCACUGUACCGCACCCUCUCUGAUGAAAGCAUCUGCAGCAAUAGGAGGGGCUCUUCCUUUGGCAGUUCCCGGAGUUCCAUACUUGACCAGGCCCUGCCCAAUGACAUUCUGUUCAGCACCACGCCGCCCUACCACAGCACCCUGCCUCCCCGGACGCACCCUGCGCCCAGCAUGGGGAGCCUGAGAAAUGAGUUCUGGUUCUCCGAUGGGUCCUUAUCGGAUAAGUCCAAGUGCGCAGAUCCUGGCCUGAUGCCCCUCCCGGACACGGCCACGGGGUUAGAUUGGUCCCACCUCGUGGACGCUGCUCGGGCAUUUGAAGGUCUUGACUCAGAUGAAGAACUUGGGCUGCUCUGUCACCACACGUCCUAUCUAGACCAGAGAGUGGCAUCCUUCUGCACCCUGACAGACAUGCAGCACGGGCAGGGCCUGGAGGCAGCCCAGGAGCUGCCUCUGUGUGUAGAUCCAGGCAGCGGCAAAGAUUUCAUGGACGCAACUGGGGAGCGGUCUCCAUCAACACUGACCGGUAAAGUCAAUCAGCUGGAAUUGAUUCUUCGGCAGCUGCAGACCGACCUUAGAAAGGAGAAGCAGGACAAGGCCGUUCUCCAGGCUGAAGUGCAGCAUCUGCGACAGGACAACAUGCGGCUGCAGGAGGAGUCCCAGACGGCGACCGCUCAGCUGCGGAAAUUCACGGAAUGGUUUUUCAACACCAUCGACAAAAAAUCGUAACCAGUCCGCCCCACCAAGGGACCAUUGGGAAAUACCUAGAGUCCCUGCAAAGUUGCAAACGUGUGGUUUUUAGUUAUGCUUUCAGCCAAUCGUAGCUGUCCUUGCUAUUCCACUCUGUCCAGCACCACUCACCCCGGCAGGAUAGGCCGCCGCGACUCUUUCUUGGUACCAUCUUGUGAUAGCGGAGAGCAAGGCUGACGUGAGGAUGAAGAUGAAUGUAACUCCCGGUGUCAAGAUGAAUGUAAACCCCGGUGUCGUGUAGACCUUUUCCGUUCAGACUCUACUCCAAUGGUGCUCUGGUGUGGGCUUACCUCAAGAGGGAAGAGAGUUGGGUUAAUUCCCUAUAUAUCAGGUGACCUGGUAGAGAUGUUAAAGCAAUUUACCAUAGUUUGGGCUUUAGUAUUGUAAAAUAAACAUGAAAACAAAUAAUCAGACAUAUACUUUAAUGUUAAAGGUGCUCUAUUUUUUUGGAUGUACAGUAGUUUUAUUUCCACAGCCACAUUAUCAUAGCAAUAAGAAAGAGGCGUAGUAAAUAGUGGGAAAAGCUGUGUCGGGAAAAGCACUGAUGUGUUUAACACUAGUUUGAAUGCAGUUACUACUUUACAGACUUAUUUAUUUGCAGGAGCAAACGGUGCCUGAAUAUUAACAGUGUUCUGAUUUAAAAAAAGAUACAUAUGCCUUGUAAAUGGCUCACUAAGUAGUCACUUCAAGUCUUCGUUCACUUUUGUAUAGUUACCGCUCUGCCGAGAGAGAAUAAAUCCGCUUCCUUCCCAGGCCUCUGCCGUGUGUGUGAGCCAGCAGAAUCACGUGUACAAUGCCAAAUUUGUUUAUCUUUGUACAGAAGCUUUGAUGAAGUGUCUUGUAUUUAACACCCUUAUUUAAGCUUAUUUAACCUGAAAUUGUUAAUUUUAUAAACUUGGUUUUACCUGCACUAUGAUGAGAGAGGGGUAGCGGGCAGCAGGCUCAGGAAAGGCUGGGCUUGCCCAGGAAAGUCGCAGGAGCAGGGCGGGGAAUUCUAACAACUGGAUGCUGCUAGUAACAAUUUGUUUGUAUUGCUUUACCAUUUUUAACUGUUCUAUUUGAGAUGAACGUACGUUUUGCUUUUUUAAUAAAUGUUUAAAAGAGUCCACAUAA